Molecule: messenger RNA, 501 nt
Organism: Acanthochromis polyacanthus (spiny chromis)
Lineage: Eukaryota; Metazoa; Chordata; Actinopteri; Pomacentridae
Product: lactose-binding lectin l-2-like
Exons: 1
Coding region: 1-501 (166 amino acids)
Molecular function (GO): signaling receptor activity
Source: RefSeq, a predicted model, not a curated record
AUGAUCUUGCUCCUCUUCUUGUUCGGUCUGGCUCUGGGUGCCCAGAUUCCUCCAGGUGACCAUGAAGUGAUGCAUCAGCGAAGCAACUGUUCCACGUUCUGGUCCAGCUUCAACAGUCGCUGCUACAAGUACAUCGCUACACCUAUGACCUGGCUUGAUGCAGAGCUCCACUGUGUGUCACAGGGAGCCAACCUGGUGUCUAUCCACAGUGUUGAUGAACAUAAUUUUGUUAAUUCCCUGAUCAAGAACUUUGAUUCUGCUCAGAAUUUGACCUGGAUCGGACUCACUGACAUCCAUAAGGAGGGAGCAUGGAUGUGGUCUGAUGGCACCAAAGUCAACUUUAUCUUUUGGAGCACAGACGAGCCAAACAACAGUGGAGAACAGGAACACUGUGGACACACCAACCAUGCAGCAGAAUUUAAAUGGAAUGAUUAUUUUUGUUCACUGUCAUUUCCAUUUGUCUGUCUGACACUUAUGCAAAUAAGUUUGAUGCUGUGUUGA